This is a messenger RNA of Nematocida ausubeli, 342 nucleotides long. RefSeq lists its product as uncharacterized. Bases 1 to 342 code for a protein of 113 amino acids. NCBI's taxonomy places the organism in Eukaryota, Fungi, Microsporidia. The transcript has a single exon. The record is from RefSeq and is a predicted model, not a curated record.
AUGACUUACAACCUUAUAAGCGCUGGGGAAUUGACCACCCCACAUGAUUAUAAGUUUUUGCUUUGUAAUAUAAACUUCAACAAAGCUAUUCAGAUUUUAGAGAGCAAAAAGUCUAUAGUGUGCUCAAGAGACAACAAGCAAAGCAUGGAAAAAUAUAACACCAUUUUAAAAAAGUUCAGACAAAUGCAUCCUGUAAUAACCAUCGGAAGAAAGAGUUUAUAUCAACGAAUGAUAGAGACUCUGCACGCUUGGGUUACAUGGAUUAAGUCUUUUUUUAAGAAUAUUUUGGCAUUUUUGUUUAUGAAAGCACAUCAGAACAAUUCUUGGAUGGUUUGUAAAUAG